This is a messenger RNA of Crotalus tigris (Tiger rattlesnake), 2194 nucleotides long. RefSeq names its product major histocompatibility complex class I-related gene protein-like. Gene Ontology annotation, biological process: immune response. The transcript has 6 exons. NCBI's taxonomy places the organism in Eukaryota, Metazoa, Chordata, Lepidosauria, Squamata, Viperidae. Bases 88 to 1188 code for a protein of 366 amino acids. Gene Ontology annotation, cellular component: external side of plasma membrane. The record is from RefSeq and is a predicted model, not a curated record.
GAUCGUGCCUCCGGCGACAAGUUCCUCGACCGUGAACCGAGGGUGACCUUCUUUUUCGGAGGGAGGGGGCGUUAAGAAGCAUCGCCGAUGGGGCUCCUGGCUGCGAUGGCCUUGGUCCUCACCUCAGUGGGGGGCUCAGAUUCCCGCUCCAACACACUGCACUAUUUCUACACCACAGUUUGGGAACCCAAGCAGGAUACCCCCUGGUUCACUGCCGUGGCCUCCCUGAAUGGCCACCUCGGUGGUCACUAUGACAGCAAGACAAGGCGGGCUGUACCUCGGCUGUCCUGGAUGAAGAAAGUGGAGGAAGAGGAUCCCCAGUUCUGGGCAUGGAACACGGAGAAGGCCCGCAGCGAUGAGCUGAGGCUUUGGAGAGAUAUGGAGAACCUCAAGAAACAAUAUAACCAAACUGGGGGGCUUCACAUCUGGCAGAAAAUGUAUGGCUGUGAGCUCAGGGAAGAUGGGAGCAAAGGAGGGUAUGACCAAUACAGCUAUGAUGGAAGGGACUUCCUCAGCUUUGACAAGGAGACCCUCACUUGGACAGCAACCGAUCAUGAGGCACAGCUGAUCAAGAGGGCCUGGGAGGCCGACCUAGACAGACUCCAGCGAAACAAGCUUUUCCUGGAGGAGAUCUGCAUUGGACUGCUGCGGAAGUUCCUGGAAUAUGGGAAAGAAGCAUUUGAAAGAAAAGAGCUCCCAACAGUGGAAGUCACCCAUUUGAUGGAUCCCUCUGGGAAGCUGGAGACGCUGGUCUGCCAAGCCUUUGGCUUUUACCCCAAGGAGAUCAACGCCACAUGGAGAAGGGACGGGGUCAUCUGGGAGAAGGAAACCUUUCGGAAGAGCAUUGCUCCCAAUUCCGAUGGGACUUAUCAUGCCUGGCUCAGCAUCCGGAUCAAUCCCAAGGAGAGGGACCGCUAUCGGUGCCAUGUGGAGCAUGCCAGCCUUGCAGAGCCCCUGGUUAUGGGCUGGGAGGAGAAGACAGUCCCUUUCCCUGUGGGCACCAUUCUAGGAGUUCUGGCUGCUUUCCUGCUGGCGUUGGUUGGACUCAUCGUGUGCAUCAGAGUUCAGAAGAAGAAAAGGAAAACUUCUCCAACAUCGGAAGAUAAAUCCUCGGAACCGGAGUCAGACAAAUUGAUGACCCUCACUCCUAGCCACAAUACAGCCACAAUACAGAAGUUUACAGCGUGACUUGUUCAACUACCCUCCAAGACCUCCUCCAGACAUGGGGAAUUUGGGAAGCUGCUCUUCCAAUGCAGGAUCCUCUCGUUUGUUUCUCUUUCAGUGAUGUAGGUCAGUGAUGGCGAACCUUUUAGAGACCGAGUGCCCAAAAACUGGCUCCGCCCCCACUUCACCCCCUGCCCCACCUCUGCUCUGCCCCUCCAUCCCCUCCUCCGCCUGCCCACAGGACUACUUACCGCCUCCAGGGCCCGCCGCAGAUCGCCCAGGCAGCCCAGCAGCGCUAUGGCAACCACACCCUCUGGCCGCACCCUGCAGCAUCAACUGCAUGAUGGGGUGUGAGGGCAGAGUCUUGUCUACACUGCCUGGCUGCCGUAUCUUUGGCUCCGCUGCUCCGCGUGGGCCACACUCAGGGGCGACUCUCAUUCAGGGGGUUGCUGGAGAGGAGGUUAUGGGGGGAGGCAAGGCUGGGGCAACACCACGUGUGCCCACAGAGAGGGCUCCGAGUGCCGCCUCUGGCAUCCGUGCCAUAGGUUCGCCACCACGGAUGUAGGUAAAAGAAUCUGUUUCUUGUGAAGCUAAAAAGAAAUUAUUUGCUUUUGUAGGAAAUAAUCCUAUUUACCUGCUGUGGAAGUAUCUGGAAAUUAUUUUUAGACAGACAACAAUGAAGCAAAAAUAAUGAUAAAUGUAGAGGGUCUGGAGGGGUAUAAAAGCCCCAUUUAAGCAAUGCCACUCUAAAGAUGUUCUAGGAAAUAGCAAGCGUUCAGUGUUCACUGAUUCCCUUUAGAAACACCAAUGUCUAUUCUUCUGGCUUCCUAACUGGCUGACUAACCUUUAAGGAAAGUCUCCUUUGAGUUGAGCUCAACUCCUAGAGUGACACUUGCUGGCUGAGGAAUUCUGGGAGUUGAAGUCCACACUUCUGGGAUGUGGCCAAAGGCUGUCUUAUAGUGCUAAUGUACAUUUUUGGCAGCAAUACUGACGUAUUAUGCCUUGGCCAUCUUCUGGGUGUCUUUUUUUU